AUGGAAGCUGGAGAAACAAUGGUUGAAGUAACUCGUCCUAUGACAACGGCACAAGUAGCUGGUGACAAUCAUGAAGGAAUCAAACAAUAUUACGUUCAGAAGAUUGAAGAAUUACAGUUAAUGGUGACUGAAAAAAGUCAAAAUUUACGCCGUUUACAAGCAAAACGAAAUGAAUUGAAUGCAAAAGUUCGUAUGCUAAGAGAAGAAUUACAAUUAUUACAAGAACAAGGCUCACUAGUUGGUGAAGUUGUCAAAUCUAUGGAUAAAAAGAAAGUUCUUGUUAAAGUACAUCCUGAAGGAAAAUUUAUUGUUGAUAUAGAUAAAAAUAUCGAUAUGGCCAAAGUUACACCAAGUUGUCGUGUUGCUUUAAAAAAUGAUAGUUAUACGUUACACAAAAUACUUCCUAACAAGGUUGAUCCACUAGUCUCGUUAAUGAUGGUCGAAAAAGUUCCAGAUUCAACAUAUGAAAUGGUUGGUGGUCUGGAUAAACAAAUAAAAGAGAUCAAAGAAGUUAUUGAAUUACCUGUUAAACAUCCCGAAUUAUUUGAUGCACUUGGAAUUGGACAACCAAAAGGCGUACUGUUAUAUGGACCACCUGGCACUGGGAAAACAUUAUUGGCACGAGCUGUUGCUCAUCACACAGAAUGUACAUUUAUUCGUGUUUCGGGCUCUGAAUUAGUACAAAAAUUCAUUGGUGAAGGUUCUCGAAUGGUGCGCGAACUUUUUGUUAUGGCACGUGAACAUGCACCAUCAAUUAUAUUUAUGGAUGAAAUUGAUUCAAUUGGUUCUACGCGUGUUGAAGGAAGCUCUGGAGGUGAUAGCGAAGUACAACGAACAAUGUUAGAAUUAUUGAAUCAAUUGGAUGGAUUUGAGCCAAAGCAAAACAUCAAAGUUAUAAUGGCCACGAAUCGAAUUGAUAUUUUGGAUCCAGCUUUAUUACGUCCUGGUCGAAUUGAUCGUAAAAUUGAAUUUCCAGCACCAAGUGAAGAAGCACGUUUAGAUAUAUUGAAAAUUCACUCAAGAAAAAUGAAUUUAACACGUGGAAUUAAUUUACGCAAAAUAGCCGAAAUGAUGCCGGGUGCUUCAGGUGCUGAAGUGAAAGGUGUUUGCACCGAAGCUGGAAUGUACGCCUUACGUGAACGUCGUGUACACGUUACACAAGAGGACUUUGAACUUGCUGUUGCAAAGGUUAUGCAAAAGGAUUCGGAGAAAAAUGUUUCACUAAAAAAAUUAUGGAAAUAA
Messenger RNA from Didymodactylos carnosus, 1242 nucleotides. Lineage: Eukaryota; Metazoa; Rotifera; Eurotatoria; Philodinida; Philodinidae. The record is from the annotation of a GenBank genome assembly.